GAGGCUGGUCCCGAGCUCGGGAGCCGUGGAUUGAUCUGGAAGCCGACCAAUCGGGCGCAUUCCUCGGCCUGAGCCGCCGCAGUAACCGGGCGCGAUUGGAGGAUGCCCUCGGCGGAGAGACGCGCACACACGCACUGGCUCGGCUCGCUCCGUCCGGUCGGUCGCUCGCACGCACACGCAUAGCGAGGCAGAGUAUCCGUCUCUCCGCAAGCCGUGCAGCGAAGCUUCGCUCCGGAGAGGAUGACUGGGGAAGGGGGAGGAAAUUGACAGGUACGGACGAAGGAGGAGAAAAUGAGGAACAAACUCAAAGUCGAGCGUCUUUUUCGCCGUUAAUCAGCUGCUGUGAUGUGCGCGCGGGGGGCUUCACGCGGACAGGACGUUGAGAAUGGCUCUCGGGAUUAACCUCUGCUCUUGGUAGAACUACCCAGAAGUUCGCGUCCGUUUACACAGCCUUUAUUGACUGGGAAAUUCCACUAUGUAAAUGUGUCCCGCUCUUUCUUUUAUUAAACCUUCGGCCUUGGCCAUGAAUACCAGAGGAUCUCCUCGGAUAACGCCUUCCCUAUUUCGGAUCUAGACUCCUCCUCUGCUGGGGCUACAGGGCGGGUCUGCAGCAGUGGCUGUUGGUGGCGGCUGCGGCGGCGGUGGCAGGACGACCUUGCCACCUUGGAACACGGGGAUAACUUUACAAAAUCAGGCACCACCAUGAGGAUAUCCACCACCUCUUGUCUCUGUCCCUUUCUGGUCUGCCUCUGCUUCAUCCAGAGGUGCUAUGGGGCGAGCCACCACGUCCCCACCAAAGUGCCCUCAAAGAACCAGACCAAACUGGCCAAUGGGGAAACGGAGGUGCACCACAGGCCCAAGCGUGGCUGGAUCUGGAACCAAUUCUUUGUUUUAGAAGAACACAUGGGACCAGAUGCACAGUAUGUGGGGAAGCUUCACUCAAACUCAGAUAAAGGUGAUGGAUCUGUCAGGUACAUUCUGAGCGGGGAAGGAGCUGGGACUAUAUUCAUCAUCGAUGAAGUGACGGGAGAUAUUCAUGCCACUAAGAGUCUGGACCGGGAGAGGAAAUCACAUUAUGUCCUGCAUGCGCAAGCCUUGGACCGCAACACAGAGGAAGCCCUGGAACCAAAGUCGGAAUUCAUCAUCAAAGUACAAGACAUCAAUGACAAUGCGCCCAAAUUUCCAGAUGGACCCUUUGUAGCUACGGUGCCAGAGAUGUCUGAAGUGGGCACAUCUGUGUUUCAAGUCACGGCGAGCGAUGCUGACGACCCCACCUACGGAAACAGUGCCAGAAUAGUCUACAGUAUCCUACAAGGACAGCCAUAUUUCUCUGUCGACCCCAAAACAGGAAUCAUCAGGACUGCCUUAGCCAACAUGGACCGCGAAGCCAGAGAACACUACCCUGUUGUUAUCCAAGCCAAAGACAUGGCUGGCCAGGUUGGAGGCCUCUCUGGUUCCACCACGAUCAACAUCACGCUGACAGACGUCAACGACAACCCGCCCCAGUUCCCCCAGAAAAAUUACCAGCUGUACGUCCCUGAAUCAGCUCAAGUCGGGAAAGCGGUGGGGAAGAUCAAAGCCAAUGAUGAGGACCUUGGCAUCAAUGCAGACAUCAAGUACAGCAUCAUUAACUCAGAGGGAGCCAACAUGUUCUCCAUAUCCACGGACAGAGACACAAGGGAGGGAAUCAUCAGUCUCAAAAAGCCUCUGAACUACGAGAGGAAGAAGACCUACACGCUGCACAUCGAGGGGACGAACACACACACGGAUCCUCGUUUUUCCUACCUUGGCUCUUUCAAAGACACCGCCACCCUUAAAAUCACAGUCGGGGACGUGGACGAGGCCCCCAUCUUUUCUAUGGAUUAUUACAUACUGGAUGUUUACGAGAACGCGUCGAGCGGCACGGAGGUGGGCGCGGUAACGGCCCGGGAUCCCGACAGCAGGAAUAGUCCUGUCAGAUACUUCCUGGACAGCAAAGAGGACGGAGUGAGGUACUUCAGAAUCGACGAGAGCAGCGGAGUCAUACGUACGACGCAGCCUCUGGACAGAGAGGACAUGCCCUGGCACAACAUUACUGUGAUGGCUUCGGAGGUUGACAACCCCAGCCUUCUCAAUCACGUUCCUGUUACCAUCCAGGUCCUGGACGUGAACGACAAUCCGCCAGAAAUAGCAACCAACGAGGAAGUCAUUGUGUGUGAGAGCAUAGGGCCAGGGCAGGUGAUCCAGACUGUCACAGCAGUGGAUAAGGAUGACUUUGCCAAUGGACAGAGGUUUUCCUUUGCUCUGCCGAGCCAGCUACCACUUAAUCCCAACUUCACCCUGAAGGACAAUGAAGACAGCACGGCCAACAUUGUUGCCAGGCGGCGGCGCUUCAACCACUUGACGCAAGAGCUGUACGAGCUUCCCAUCGUGGUGUGGGACGGUGGGGAGCCGUCGCUGAGCGGCACCAGCACCUUGACCCUGCGGGUGUGCCCGUGCCGGCGCCACGGCAGCAUCCGGAUGUGCCAGGGCGAGGCGUUCCUCUCCUCCGCGGGCCUCAGCACCGGGGCCCUGAUUGCCAUCCUGCUGUGCAUCGUCAUCCUGCUGGCAAUCGUGGUUCUCUUCAUCACGCUGAGACGGAGCAAGAAAGAACCCCUCAUCAUCUCUGAGGAGGACAUCAGAGAGAACGUGGUCACCUACGAUGACGAGGGCGGAGGCGAGGAGGACACGGAGGCCUUCGACAUCAUUGCUCUCCGUAACCCGGCGGCUGCAGAGGAGCUCAAGUUCCGACGGGACAUUCGCCCCGAGGCAAGGAAACAUUGCGGCCCGCCACGCAGCUGCCGGAGCCCGUCCGUGGAGCUGGAUGAGGUGGACGUGCACGAAUUCAUCAAGCAGAGACUGGUGGAGGCCGACUUGGACACCAGCGUGCCGCCUUACGACUCCCUACAGACCUACGCCUACGAGGGUCAGGGCUCGCCCACAGGGUCCAUCAGCCCAUUAGACUCUACCGGCACACAGUCGGAGCAGGAUUAUAACUACCUGGACGACUGGGGACCGGAGUUCCAGAAACUUGCAGAACUCUACGGAGAGGCAGAGUCAGAUGUGACGACCUAGUCUGUGAUUUCACCCUUGUUGGAACCAAAUCUGUUUGUUUUUUUCAGAUUUCCAGCGAAUGAUACGAACAAACAGACUUUCAAACUGUUUUGGUGGUUUUCGACUUCUACUGUUGAACUGGGAAAAAAAAAAAAAAGACCGCUCAACUUUUUUUGUUUCGUUUUUGUUUUUCCGGUUUUUGUCGCAUCGGAUCAUGGGUUGUUCAUCUGGAAGUAUGAAAUCAGAUUUUAAGAUGAAAGAACAUAAAUACAGGGGAAAAAAAGGAAAAUGAUAUUUCCCUUGGUGUAUAUUUUUUAAUGCUCAAUAAAGUCCUGAAAUCCAUUUGAGUGGAUAUGUGAA
This is a messenger RNA of Mugil cephalus (flathead mullet), 3432 nucleotides long. Its product is annotated as cadherin-18. Gene Ontology annotation, molecular function: calcium ion binding; cadherin binding. Bases 703 to 3093 code for a protein of 796 amino acids. Lineage: Eukaryota; Metazoa; Chordata; Actinopteri; Mugiliformes; Mugilidae. Gene Ontology annotation, biological process: calcium-dependent cell-cell adhesion; adherens junction organization; homophilic cell-cell adhesion. Gene Ontology annotation, cellular component: catenin complex; adherens junction; plasma membrane. The record is from RefSeq and is a predicted model, not a curated record. The transcript is spliced from 12 exons.